Phaedon cochleariae (mustard beetle) is the source of this 990-nucleotide messenger RNA. The record is from the annotation of a GenBank genome assembly. NCBI's taxonomy places the organism in Eukaryota, Metazoa, Arthropoda, Insecta, Coleoptera, Chrysomelidae.
AUGCCGCUUUCCUGUAGAUUUUACAAGGAAAAAUAUCCGGAGAUAGAAGAUGUUGUUAUGGUUAACGUACGAGCAAUCGCCGAAAUGGGAGCAUAUGUCCACUUACUGGAAUACAAUAACAUUGAAGGAAUGAUAUUAUUGUCAGAGUUGUCAAGAAGGCGUAUUCGAUCCAUUAACAAACUCAUCAGGGUAGGAAAAACCGAACCUGUAGUGGUUAUUAGGGUAGAUAAAGAAAAAGGUUAUAUUGAUUUAUCAAAGAGACGUGUCAGUGCAGAAGAUGUUGAGAAAUGUACUGAAAGGUUUGCAAAGGCAAAAGCAGUCAACUCAAUUCUUAGGCAUGUUGCUGAGCUUCUGAAAUAUGAAUCUGAUGAGCAGCUGGAAGAACUGUAUCAAAAAACAGCAUGGUACUUUGAAGAGAAAUACAAGAAGAACAAGGCUAGUGCUUAUGACUUCUUCAAACAAGCUGUACUAGACCCUAGUAUUCUAGCAGAAUGUGAAUUAGAUGACAGAACAAAGGAGGUUUUAUUAGGCAAUAUCAAGAGAAAAUUGACUUCACAAGCAGUGAAAAUAAGAGCAGAUAUUGAAUGUGCUUGUUAUGGGUAUGAAGGAAUUGAUGCAGUGAAAACUGCCCUAAAAGCUGGUCUAGCUUUGUCUACAGAAGAACUACCCAUUAAGAUCAAUCUAAUAGCACCUCCACUUUAUGUAAUGACAACUUCCACACCUGAAAAGCAAGAUGGUUUAAAAGUUCUCAAUGAUGCUAUUGAGAAAGUUAAAGCAUCUAUAACUGAGUUGGGUGGAGUAUUCAAUAUACAGAUGGCACCAAAAGUUGUCACUGCCACAGAUGAGGCAGAGCUUGUUAAACAGAUGGAACGUGCUGAACUUGAGAAUGCAGAAGUUGCUGGUGAUGAUGAUGAGGAAGAAGAUGAUGAAGGUCAAAUUUACAGUGAAGAGGAUGGGGAAAAUGAAGAAAAGUCUGGGGAGGAGGAAUAA